Messenger RNA from Acanthosepion pharaonis, 2727 nucleotides. Lineage: Eukaryota; Metazoa; Mollusca; Cephalopoda; Sepiida; Sepiidae. The record is from the annotation of a GenBank genome assembly.
AUGUUUUCUUUUCGGUUUCACUCUCUCUCUCUCUCUCUCUCUCUCUCUCUCUCUCUCUCUCUCUCUCUCUCUCUCUCUCUCUUAUUUGUUCUUAUUUUUCUUCAGAAUAUGCAACAAAAUAUACAGCCACGAUACAAAACAAAAAUUAAAGAAAUCUGUUCGAGUGUUCGUAUCUAUCUAUCUAUCUAUCUAUCUAUCUAUCUAAUGUUAUUCAUAUCAAUCUAUUCAGUGUUGUUCAUAUGUAUGUAUGUAUGUAUGUAUGUAUGUAUGUAUGUAUGUACCUAUCUAUCCUGUGUUGUUCAUAUCUAUCUAUCUAUCUAUCUAUCUAUUGAUGUUCAUAUCGAUCGAUCUAUCUAUCUAGGGUUCUAUCUAUCUAUCUAUCUAUCUAUCUAUCUUCUAGUUGUUAUUUGUAUCUAUCUAUCUAUCUAUCUGUCUAUCUAUCUAUUUGUUGUUCAUUGGGUCUGUAUGUAUCUACCUAUCUAUCCUGUCUUGUUCAUAUCUAUCUAUCUAUCUAUCUAUCUAUCUAUCUAUCUAUCUAUCUAUCUAGUGUUGUUCAUAUCUAUCUAUCUAUCUAUCUAUCUAUCUAUCUAUCUAGUGUUAUUCAUAUCUAUUUUUCUAUCUGUCUGUCUAUCAAGUGAUGUUCAUCCCUGUCUAUGUAUCUAUCUAAUUAUCUAUCUAUCUAGUUGUUAUUCAUAUCUAUCUAGUGUUAUUCAUAUAUAUCUAUCUAUUUAUCUAUCUAGCAUUAUUAAUAUCUAUCUAUCUUCACUAUCUAUUUACGCUUACCCUUUUAAUCCUUCUUUAUUUCACCUCAUUUUUGUUAGACAACACCCAUCUCCUUUCUUCCGCCCUUUAAUUUUUUUUAUUUCUAUCAACAUUUUUUCUAGCCCCUCUCUCUUUCUGCCCGUCUGUCUCUCUUUCUCUUUCUUUUUAAGACUCAUUCAUUCUUCUCUAACACCUCUCUGUUCCCCUCUCUUCUCACUUUCUAUCUAUCUACUUGUCUCACUUUCGCUAAAAUUCACUUCACCUUCUCCCCUGCAAUUAUUCUUACUUUCUCUCUAUUUUUCAAAUUUUUCAGUCUUCUUCGUAAAUAAUUUUGCUUUACUCUUUCUCUCUUUCUCUCUUUUUCUCUCUCUCAAUCUGGCUUCCUCUAUCUUUUUCCGUCUCUGUCUAUCGCGGUAUAGCUAUUUCUAUCUAUCUCUCCAUUCUCACUCGUCUUCCUUUCUGUCUAUAACUUUUGCGCUUAUCCUUACUCUAAUUGUAUUUUUCAAAUUUUCAUUGACUACUUUGGCUUCUCUCUUUUUCUCUUUCUCUCUUUCUCUCUCUUUCCUAUGCAACUCUAUUUCUCUCUCUCCUUCUCUCUCUCUCUCUCUCUCUUUCUGUGUCUGCCUGCUCCUCUCUCUCUUUGCUUGUAUCUUUUUUCUAUCUCUCUCUACCUCAUCCUGUUUGCUUCUCUGUCUAUCUAUCUCCUAUGCCAUUCUCUUUCUUUAUCUUUUUGCCUGUCUGCCUGCUCCUCUCUCGUUUUCAGUCUUUCUGUUUCUAUUUUUUCUAUCUUGGUCUAUUUACUUCUCUCUGUCAAUCUCUCUCUCCCUCCUUCCCUCCCCCUCUCUCUCUCUUUCUCUCUUUCUCUUUGCAUAUACUAUGCCACUCUCUCUCUCUCUCUCUCUCUCUCUCUCUCUCUGCCUACUCCUCUUUCGCUUUCAAUCUCUCUGUCUCUAUAUUUUUCUAUCUUUUAUCUCGGUCUGUUUGCCUCCUCUCUCUCUCUUUCUGAUAUUCCACUCUCUUUCUUACUCCUCUCUCUCUCUCUCUCUCUCUCUCUCUGCCUGCUCUUCUCUCGUUUUCAAACUCUAUCUUUUUGUUUCUCUAUAUCUCGGUCUGUUUGCUUCUCUCUCUGUCUCUAAUGACACUCUCUUUGUCACUCUCUGUUUGUCUAUCUACUCUACUCCUCUCACUUUCAAUCUCUCUGUUUCUAUCUUUUUUUCUUUUUCUCUCUAUAUUGGUCUCUUUGCCCUUACUCUCUCUCUCUCUCUCUCUCUCUCUCUCUCUCUCUCUCUCUCCUGUGACACUCUCUUUCUCUGGCUUUUUCUUCCUGCACCCCCUCCCUUUCAAUCUCUCUCUCUCUCUCUCUCUCUCUCUCUCUCUCAUGCCACUUUCUUUCUCUCGCUUUGUCUGUUCCUCUCUCACUUUCAAUCUCUAUCUUUUUCUAUCUCGGUCUGUUUAUCUCUUACUUUCUCUCUAUCUCUCUGUCAGUCUUUCUGUCUGUCUGUCUGUCUGUCUGUCUGUCUCUCUCUCUCUCUUUCUAUCACUCUCUCUCUCUCCACCUUAUGCCACUCUCUUUCUCUCGGUUUGUCUGUCUUUUCCUCUCUCACUUACAAUCUCUAUCUUUUUCUAUCUCGGUCUGUUUAUCUCUUACCCUCUGUAUCUAUCUAUCUAUCUAUCUAUCUCUAUCUAUCUAUCUAUCUAUCUAUCUAUCUAUCUAUCUAUCUAUCUAUCUCUAACUAUAUACUUUUUUUUCAUUUUUGCUCUUUAUAUUUCUACCUUUCCUACCACGCCUUCUGUUCCUACAACCAUUUUUCUCACCCCCCCAUCCACUCCUCUUAUACGUAUCGUGCCAUCUUUCACCUCAACACUUUUUUUAUAGUUUUACGUGAACAGAAAGAGGAUCCGAUUCUAAUACACAGACAAACGAAACAAAUGAAGAUUGAGACAAAAAUAUCGCACGUACAUUGA